This is a messenger RNA of Guillardia theta CCMP2712, 1491 nucleotides long. RefSeq lists its product as hypothetical. Lineage: Eukaryota; Cryptophyceae; Pyrenomonadales; Geminigeraceae. The transcript has 2 exons. The record is from RefSeq and is a predicted model, not a curated record. Bases 1 to 1491 code for a protein of 496 amino acids.
AUGGGCAGGGAGAGUAAGGCCAUCAUGUGGAAAGCACCUUACAGACCUGAGAUAGCACGAGCAGACGACAUCUCAGUCACCGUCUCCUUCCUUCGGAAUGAAGCAGCCAUGGAGCUAUGGGAAGGCAGGAGAGAAUACUGCAUAGAUGGCAGAUCGUUUCGAGCCACAGAGGUGAGCAUUGCACACGACCGGUCGUUCAAGCUUCGAGCCAAGCGAGGACCUUGGGGCAAGGGAGGGAGCCUUGCCGAGCUAUCACAGCUCUUAGCUCUUGGAGGAAUGUUCGCUCAGAUCUAUCGAUUUCAGCUGCUCUCGCAAUCUCUUGCAGCCGCAGAGGUACAACCGCUUGCGGGCAUGCUCGUGCAGGGUCCUGGGCAGAGAGGUCGCAAGGGGCCGAGCCCGAAGACGUAUGUUGCUGUUGGGGCAAGUACUGGAACUCUCCAGCAAAAAGAGCUGGAGUGGGUGCUCAGCUCGCCUUCGACGGCAAGUUGCGAGCAGACCUUGGCCUCGUUCAGAGAGAGCGAGGCGAUGGAGGGGGUACAUCUCACUCUCAUCAGCGACGACGCCAAGCUCAGAGAGACGUUUGCAGUCGAGCUCACAGCCGACACCUUCGUGCCGAGGGGAAAGAUCGCUAAGCAAAGGAGGGCACUUCGCGAGAGAGAUCAUGCGGGGCGCAGCAGCUUCAGAGUACAGAUCAAGUCGAGGUCAAGCAUGAGCACAGGCCGCUUCUCGAGGAAGGAGAUGGAAGCGCUGUGCGGAGGAGGUAACACAUCGAUCACGAGAGUCAAGCGAGCCAUGUUGGAGUUAGCAAGAAGGAUAGGCGUGACGCCGGUCAGCGUCGAGGUCGAGGAGGAUCGUGACACGCUCAGCUGGGAUGGGAGCCUGAUAGCUCUCUCCCUGGCGACCAAGGCAGAGGCUCGACGCUUGAUGGAAGACAUGCCCUUCUACUUGGAAGGGAUCCUGGAAGUCAAGCUCGAAGCGGUGGGGUUCAAGCUCAACGGGCCUCAGCAUGAGGAAGAGAGGAGCCCGAGCAGCGAGGAGCAAGCCCAAGAGCCCCAAGCCGGGCAGCAGCAAGGCGCUGGAUGGCUGGAGCUCAGCGACAUCGACAGGAUCACCAUGGAAGCAGCGUCGCCGUCAGGGCCAGUCGAUCAACAGGUCUUGCUCGACCUCUCGACGAUGCUCUUGGAGACAUCAGAGGAGGAGCUGCUAGCUGGCAAGCCGAUCUCUCUGGAGCUAGACAAGAGUGUUGGCAAGCUGCAUGACACCUUCUGCUCGCCGGGCAACGUGGAGUUCAUGACGCUCGGAGCUUGGGCAGCCACGCUGACGCUGGGAUCGAAGCGAAACAUGUUGAAAGAAAAGCUCAGAGCGUACCUCGGCGAGCAGCGCUGGACACGGGAGGCCGAGAGCGAUGACAUCGAGAGUCGAUCUGUAAGCCUCUUGUUUCUUGCGAUCAGUAAAUUUCAUAGCGUUGACAUUUUGCUUUUUGUUCUUUAG